Penicillium arizonense is the source of this 447-nucleotide messenger RNA. RefSeq lists its product as uncharacterized. The record is from RefSeq and is a predicted model, not a curated record. The annotation marks the transcript as partial. NCBI's taxonomy places the organism in Eukaryota, Fungi, Ascomycota, Eurotiomycetes, Eurotiales, Aspergillaceae. The transcript has a single exon.
ACGGUAACAGACAGACUCGACCUGCUGCUCAAGUGUCAUCUUUACCACGACAACUACGGCUCGGAUCACCGGGCUACCUUCUCAGAAUGGAUUCUAGACACUAAGCGUAACACCAAUGCUAAGCCAAGGAAAGCCUUCGACCGAGUGGACUGGGAGAAGAUUGGAAUGGAGGUGCUGAGCCUUAUGGGAAAACAAGGGGAGCUACAUUCAGCCGAGGCGUUGGAUGCAACAGUGGAAAAGCUCACCACUACGAAGGCAAGCGCGGUCGAAAAGCAUACACCCGAUCUACGACCUUCCCCGUACGCCAAACAAUGUUUCACCGCCGACCUCAAGAGCUACCAAAACGAAGUGAAUUGUCUACGGCGGAAAGUAGUCUACGCGGGGAAGAAGAGAAAGCCGGGAGGGCCAGGUCUGAGGACUUUGCAAGACGGAUCAGAUAACUUUUGA